Molecule: messenger RNA, 3448 nt
Organism: Callorhinus ursinus (northern fur seal)
Lineage: Eukaryota; Metazoa; Chordata; Mammalia; Carnivora; Otariidae
Gene: SLC1A4
Product: solute carrier family 1 member 4
Biological process (GO): L-glutamate transmembrane transport; L-serine transport
Cellular component (GO): plasma membrane
Molecular function (GO): L-serine transmembrane transporter activity; L-alanine transmembrane transporter activity; symporter activity
Source: RefSeq, a predicted model, not a curated record
GAGCUCCCCGCGGGCCGGCUCUCAGAGCCCGCGGAACACAGCCGGCAGACGUCGCCAGCUCUGCCUGAUCCGUUCAUUGAGAGCCCGGCUUAUCCCAGAGCCAAGUCUCCCGCCUCCUCCAGCUCGGGGCCGCGAGCAGCGCCAUGGAGAAGAGUAGCGAAACCAACGGCUACCUGGACGGCGCCCAGACGGGGCCUGCAGCAGGGCCUGGCGCGCCCGGAUCCGCGGCGGGACACGCGCGGCGCUGCGCGGGCUUCCUACGGCGGCACGCGCUGGUGCUGUUCACCGUGUCGGGAGUGGUGGCGGGCGCGGGCCUGGGCGCGGCGCUGCGCGGGCUUGGCCUCACCCGCACGCAGGUCGCCUACCUGUCCUUCCCCGGGGAGAUGCUGCUCCGCAUGCUGCGCAUGAUCAUCCUGCCGCUGGUAGUCUGCAGCCUGGUGUCGGGCGCCGCCUCCCUCGACGCCAGCUCUCUCGGGCGCCUGGGCGGCAUCGCCAUCGCCUACUUCGGCCUCACCACGCUUGGCGCCUCGGCGCUCGCUGUCGCUUUGGCGUUCAUCAUCAAGCCUGGGUCUGGCGCGCAGACCCUUCGGUCCAGCGACCUGGGGCUGGAGGAGUCGGGGUCCCCUCCGGUCCCCAAAGAGACAGUGGACUCUUUCCUCGACCUGGCCAGAAACCUGUUUCCCUCAAAUCUUGUGGUUGCCGCUUUCCGUACGUAUGCAACUGAUUAUAGAGAGGUGACCCACAACACGAGCUCUGGAAAUGUAACCCGUGAGAAGAUUCCCAUUGGCACCGAGAUCGAAGGGAUGAACAUUUUAGGAUUGGUCCUCUUUGCCCUAGUGUUAGGAGUGGCCCUAAGGAAACUCGGCUCUGAAGGAGAAGAGCUCAUCCGUUUCUUUAAUGCCUUCAAUGAGGCGACGAUGGUGCUGGUGUCGUGGAUUAUGUGGUAUGUACCGGUGGGCAUCAUGUUCCUGGUUGGAAGCAAGAUUUUGGAAAUGAAGGAUAUCAUCGUGCUGGUGACCAGCCUUGGAAAAUAUAUCUUCACAUCUAUAUUGGGCCAUUUUAUUCAUGGAGGAAUUGUUCUGCCACUUAUUUAUUUUGUUUUCACGCGGAAAAACCCAUUCAGGUUCCUCCUGGGCCUCGUCACGCCAUUUGCAACAGCGUUUGCUACCUGUUCUAGCUCAGCGACCCUCCCCUCCAUGAUGAAGUGCGUUGAGGAGAACAACGGUGUGGAUAAGAGGGUCAGCAGGUUCAUCCUCCCCAUCGGGGCCACUGUGAACAUGGACGGGGCAGCCAUCUUCCAGUGUGUGGCCGCGGUGUUCAUUGCCCAGCUCAACAACAUUGAGCUCAAAGCAGGACAGAUUUUCACGAUUCUAGUGACAGCCACAGCAUCCAGUGUCGGUGCAGCCGGCGUGCCGGCUGGAGGGGUCCUCACCAUCGCCAUUAUCCUGGAGGCCAUCGGGCUGCCCACUCAUGACCUUUCCCUGAUCCUGGCUGUGGACUGGAUUGUGGACCGCACCACCACCGUGGUGAACGUGGAAGGGGACGCGCUGGGUGCGGGCAUUCUCCACCACCUCAAUCAGAAGACCAUGAAGAAAGGGGAGCAGGAGCUGAGCGAAGUGAAGGUGGAGGCCAUCCCCAACUGCAAAUCGGAGGAGGAGACGUCGCCCCUGGUGACGCACCAGAACCCCGCUGGCCCCACAGCCAGCGCCCCCGAACUGGAAUCCAAGGAGUCCGUUCUGUGAGGGGGCUGGCUCCGGGCUGGCCCCCCUGGGUGGUGGUGCCCCGCUGUGGGAGGGCGGCCAGCGGGCAUGGGCACUGUGCUCAGCGACUUUUAGCCCUAAGCAAUGCUUUGGCCCAGUCACCUGUUCGAGGAUUGUGUCUCCGUGCUGGCAUUGGGCUUCCCAGUGGGACUGGUUACCGGAGACCAGGACGCUCUGCCAUAUGGCUUGAUCCAUGUCCAGGUGCAGCUGCGUGUGCUUUGGAAACCCGUCCUGGAGCUGCAGGCUGGGGGCGGAAUGGGCUCCCAGGGACCGGGCGGGUUAGCACUUGGAAAAAUGUACAUGUGCCCUUCACUCUGCCCUCGGGGGCUUUCUGGGCAGACGUAGGGGGUUUACAGUCCUCUGUCACGCUGCCUUGUGAGCCAGAGUAAUUGGAAAAAUUCCCAAAUUCUUACCCUUGGCUGGAAUUCACUGAGCUGGGACUUGAGGUAUUGAGAUUUCGAACUUUGAGGUGUGGCUGUUUCUGAUUCACUGGUUGCUCGUAGGCUUGGAGGCGCUGCACGUGGUCCAGUUAGAAAUACUCCAGAUGGCGUUAGUACUGUGGGGGUCUCUGGUCAAUGGCAUGAAAUAAACAGUUUAAAUGCUGAGGUCAGAGAAAGGAGGGGGGGUUUAGCUGGCAAGGGUAAGGAAAGCACCCUAUCAGGACAGACAGACACACACGCAGAGGUACACACAGGCGUCCUCAGUCUCAUCCCAGCCGCACGGAAGUUUUCUGCUUCCAGGACCUGGCCUCUGACAACACUGUAGCUUUAUCCCCAUCCACUCUGAUCUGGCAACAGGCCAGAGAGGGGCCUCUUCCUCCAUGAUGAUCACAUUCAGUACCUGCUGGUUUAUCAAUCCAUUCUUAGAAUUCAGCUAGCCCCCUAAAAUGCUGCACUGUGCAAAACAAAAACAAACAAACAAAAAAACACAUAAAGCCACUCACUAAUUGGGGUGGGGUGGGCUGCCCCCAUUCCCAGGUGCCCAGGUCCCCUGGCUUUGGCUGAUUGCUGUGGGCUUGGUUUCUUUUCCUGCCAGUAGAUCAAGAGUUUAAAACUGUAAGCUAAAUGUUCCCAUUCCUGCAAAUACCUGCUGACUUGGUCUGAAUCUAGGUGAGGGGGCUUUUUCAAGAAGACCGGUGUUGCCAGGGACAGGGAGACCGAAAGGCACAAGAAUGCUCUUUUGCUGUGGCUGUCGCUGUGUCUCCACGGUGUGACCUGCAGCGAGUCCUGGGCCUCACUUUACCCCAUUUGUAAAAUGGGCUGUUGUCACCUGCCUCUUACCUACCUCAGAGGGAUUUGGUGAGGCAAACUGAGUGAAUCCAUGAAAAUACCCCUUUCACUUCUUGGAUAUCAAGUGCUAACACCUCUUUGCUCUUCUUAUGUUUUACCCAAAUGAUACCUUUUUUCACGGAGGCCUCAUGCUCCUGGUAAAGACAGCUUCUCUGAGCAGAACUUUGUUCUCUUGUGUGCGUUAGCAGCUCUAUCAUGCCACCUGUUCUCUUCGUAGGUAUUUGCUAGCAUCAAGUAUGACCUCUUCCUGAUGUUGUUCAGGUGUUCCUGAAUGAACCACCCCAUCUUGCAUCACCUUCUGGGUCCCUGGCUUCCCUGUGACUCCCAGACCCCAGGCACCGGCUCGGCCACCCCACAAUGGGCCAUUAACAGCUCUUGGAUGUUUGGCCUUGGGUGUUU